AUGGUUGAAGAUUCCAGUUUGAAUUCCAACAAAUCAAAGACUAAAACAACACGCCCUAAAGCGGUGUACUUGUGGACGGAGGCCGAUGUUCAGAAAUGGUUAAGACGACACUGCAGUGAUUAUUACAAUCUUUACUGGGAGAAAUUCCAUGAGCAUGAUAUAACAGGCAGAGCUUUAGUCAGAAUUAAUGACAACACACUGCUGCGCAUGGGCAUCAUGAACAAGGAACACCGUGAAGCAAUAUGGAGAGAGAUACUGAAGUUGAGGUUAAAGGCUGACAUAGUGGAGAUCAGAGACUUGGAGAGGAGACACAACUACUUCAACUAUGAUUUGUGA
Spodoptera littoralis (African cotton leafworm) is the source of this 336-nucleotide messenger RNA. The record is from the annotation of a GenBank genome assembly. NCBI's taxonomy places the organism in Eukaryota, Metazoa, Arthropoda, Insecta, Lepidoptera, Noctuidae.